Messenger RNA from Monomorium pharaonis (pharaoh ant), 3473 nucleotides. RefSeq names its product SET and MYND domain-containing protein 4. Gene Ontology annotation, molecular function: protein binding. The transcript is spliced from 6 exons. Bases 1279 to 3177 code for a protein of 632 amino acids. NCBI's taxonomy places the organism in Eukaryota, Metazoa, Arthropoda, Insecta, Hymenoptera, Formicidae. The record is from RefSeq and is a predicted model, not a curated record.
GAGAUAUUUUCUUCUGUAUCUUUUUCCUAAAGGUUUAAUCAAUAAGUAACAUUCUUUAUAACAAAUUAUCUAUAAAGAUUCUACAAAUAAUCUUUUAAUAUAAAAGAUUAUUUGUAGAAUUUUUAUAGAUAAUUGCUUUCUAAGGAGCAAGCAAUAAUAAUAAAAAGUUACCCACAAUGUAUGCUUAAUGAGAGAAGGUCGAGAAUUUAGAUCUACCAGAUAUCCAAAUUCCUAUAAUAAAAACAAUAAAAAUAUAAUGAGAUAAAACUUUUCAAUUUGUCAUUAAAGCUAAUUCUUUCUUAAAGUUCAUUAAGUUCAUUUAUUAAAGUCCAUUAAUUUGCAUUAAAAAUAAGUAAAAAGUAAAUUUUAUAAAUAUUAAUUAGUAACAGAACGUAGAAUUAUAGUGUGACCAAAAUUAAUUAACUAAAAUUAUCAGUGGAAUUGAGCCUAAAGAUUAAGUAACAGAGACUAAAUAUUGCAUAGGAUGAAACUGAUAUUUGGAUAUUUGCCAAUUUGCUCUCAUUAGCAGUACAAAAACGAUUGAGAACGCAGUCAGUAAUUUCUAAUUUUAUUGUAUUUUCUAAAACUAUAUAGCUUAAUAAUUUUUUUGUAACAAUUAUAAGCAUUACACUUUAUUACAUAUUACAUAAUUUAUUCAUUAAUUAAAAUAUUAUAAUAAUUACAAUUCGUAGUUUAACUUUUACGAUAGUAUUGUGCCGAUGAUAUAAAAAACAUGAUAAUAAACAUGAUAUAAAAAAUAAUUCAAAAUUUUAACUAAAAAAUUUUUUUUUAAUAUAAAUAAAAUAAAUUACAUAGUGUACACACUCACACACACACACACACACACACACAAAGUAUAUAUCAAUAUCUAGUAAUUAAUAUAUAUAAUAAUGACUUAUAGGAAACUGAUUUUUAGAUUGAACAAUUUAGGAACAAAUAUAAAAAUCAAUUUUUUUCAUCUUAAUCGUGAAAUCACGCGUUUAAUUGUAAAAAUAUAUGAUUUUAUCUUAAUCGAUAAAAUCAUAUUUUUACAAAUAAACGCUACAUUAAAAUAAACUUAUAUACAAUUGUAAUUUACAGUAAAAGCAAGUAAAUGCAAUAAUACACUUGUACAUUUAUAAUACUCAUAUAAAAAUGUAAUACUUAUGAGAACGUACCUACUUACAUUUUUACUUUUGGUCAGUCGUUCACAUACAAUGAGUGCUCAAGUAAUUCCUGCACAGUACAGUCUUUUUCUGUCAUCGGGCUUGAGUUUCUUAAGGAUUAUCUGCGUGAAAAAUGGAGAUAGCAAAGGAACUUGUAUUGACUCUUAAGCAAAAUAAUAAAUCUCAUGUUGGAUACGGAUUGCAAAAGGAGUGCGAAGCUCUCGUUGGGCAUAUCUUGCAAAAUAUGGUCAGAUCCCAAAUGCCUCCUUUGCAUGCUUUAGUGAAAAAUGAGGAAGAUUCUAUUAGAUAUAGAGAAGAAGGUAAUCAACAUUUUGUAAUGGGCGAUGACCUAGAAGCUAUUGAAUGUUACACCCUGAGCUUGGCAUACGCCGACAGCAAUGAACUCAUGGCAUAUGCGUAUGCGAACCGAUCCGCUGCCUUAUACAGAAAACAAUUGUAUAAGGAAUGCUUAAUAGAUAUUGAUGCGGCUUUAUCUCAUGGAUAUCCAAAAGAGAAACAAAAAAACUUGAAGGACAGAGGGGAUAAAGCGAUAACCGAGAUUAAAAAAUUGCUCAAACUAGACUCGAAAGAUGUCGAUUAUCAGAAAACUACAAAUGAAUCUUAUUUAUGCGAUAGUAUCGAGAGAUCUCUUACAAAACCGGAAGAUAUAGGAAAUGGAACAAUAAAGAACGGUCAAGAGUUUCUGCAGAAACAAGCCGCGGCAACUGACGAAGACUAUCUUCAUUAUGCAUCGAAGAUUUUUCCACAGAAACCAAGAUAUUUGCAGAAGGAAGAUUUCUCCAAAUUAACGUAUGGUCCGAGUCAAGAAGUUCCUGCUGUCAGUGAUGGUGUUGUGAUAUCUUUCUCUGAGAAAUACGGUAGACACUACGUAGCGACACGGGAAUUUAAACCUGGCGAUAUAGUCAGCAUUGAAGAUCCAUAUGCACAUGUUAUCUAUGAAGAACGGUAUUAUACACAUUGUCAUUAUUGUCUAUCGAGAAGUUAUAAUUUAAUACCGUGCUCAGAAUGUCCGUUAGCUCAGUAUUGCUCCGAGAAUUGUAGGAAGCUGGCGUGGAAAACAUGUCACGAGAUAGAAUGUCCAAUUUUAAAAUUGUUAACAAACUUGCUCAAUGUGGACAAGGACAAGAUAAGAAUGAUUUCGAAGAUUAUUCGAUUGCUGAUUGUAAUAACCGAGAAUGGAACUAAAAUUAAAGAACUGCAACGCGAUAUAGAAACUGCGGAAUCUAAUUCAGACAACAGAACAGCGGGUUUUACAGAUACUGGAAUACUAGAUAGUUUUAGUACCCGAUCCGCACUAAGCCUAGCGACCAAUAUGACUACGAGACCAUUGAUUGGAAUUAGUGCGUUUGCUUGUAUCUCUGCCCUCGCAGUAAUUCUUUUAGCUACACAAACAAAAUUUUUUCCUAAAAAAUACGAAAUUGAUGAUUUGAAAGAUAUCAGCGAAUUUUCCGAACUCAAAUUUUGUGCCAGUAUAAUGUUUCGUGCCUGCGUGAUAAUGUCUUCUAAUUGCUUUUCCAUACAACAAGAACCAGGAAUUGUAUCAGGUUCAGGCUUAUACGUGGCUCACAGCUUAUAUAAUCACUCUUGCGCACCGAAUACUUUUCGCCAUUUUGAGGGAUUGACAAUGAUUACGCGUGUUUUGAUACCUAUACAUCCCGGAGAUCAAAUAUUUACAAGCUAUGGCGGCGUUUACGCGCAUAUGUCACGGGCCGAAAGGAAGCAAAAGAUACUGCAAGAUUACUUUCUCGAUUGCAAUUGUCCAGCAUGCGAGAAGAACUGGCCGACAUAUAAUGAGAUUCUACGAAAUCAUGUUGGAUCAAUCUCCAAAAAUAAGCAACUUGUAGAAAAACUGAAACCUUUCAGGGAGAGAUUACUCGUAAAUAUGUACGACAUUGAAGCAGUGAAGACCGUUCUCGAUAUAUUAUACAAGGAAGUUAGUGAAUAUCCAUGUGAGGAGAUACUCCACGCGGAGCAGUAUUUAAAAAGCUACUAUUUGGGUAAAUUUAAAUAAACAUUACAAUUUUAAUUUGCUUUAUGCUUCAGCGUAAUCUUUGUCCGCAUAUAACUUCGCUUAUUGGUUUUUGCUUUGACGAUUUCUUUUGCUUAUAAUAUAUUUUCUUGAUUAAUAGAUCAAGCAGCUUGAUGUAAUCAUGUACUUAAUACAUUUUGUUUCCCCAUUGCAGACAAUAAAAUUACUUUUAGCAGCAAUUAUAAUUUUUUAUGAUUAUUUCCUGCUUUACUAUAUUUGCUUAUUGCUUUAUAAAAACGCUAUGAUAAUAAUGUACAAUUAUAUUAGUUAAUUAAAAA